This is a messenger RNA of Penicilliopsis zonata CBS 506.65, 1528 nucleotides long. RefSeq lists its product as hypothetical. NCBI's taxonomy places the organism in Eukaryota, Fungi, Ascomycota, Eurotiomycetes, Eurotiales, Aspergillaceae. Bases 83 to 1054 code for a protein of 323 amino acids. Gene Ontology annotation, biological process: regulation of gene expression; protein phosphorylation; regulation of G2/M transition of mitotic cell cycle. Gene Ontology annotation, cellular component: nucleus; cyclin-dependent protein kinase holoenzyme complex; cytoplasm. The transcript is spliced from 4 exons. Gene Ontology annotation, molecular function: ATP binding; cyclin binding; cyclin-dependent protein serine/threonine kinase activity. The record is from RefSeq and is a predicted model, not a curated record.
UGGUGAACGCAUUGUAACUGUUCCAGAAGGGCCCCCUGCAGACGUGCUUGCUUGAUAUUGAAGGAGUCCUUGUGUGAUCACGAUGGAGAACUACCAGAAGAUCGAGAAAAUUGGAGAGGGGACCUACGGUGUCGUGUACAAGGCCCGCGAGCUCACCCACCCUAACCGGAUCGUCGCUCUGAAGAAAAUCCGACUGGAGGCCGAAGAUGAGGGUGUUCCCAGCACAGCUAUCCGCGAGAUCUCGCUGUUGAAGGAGAUGAACGAUCCCAACAUCGUGCGUCUGUUGAACAUCGUUCAUGCAGAUGGCCAUAAGCUUUAUCUUGUCUUCGAGUUCUUGGAUCUUGACUUGAAGAAGUACAUGGAAGCCCUACCAGUCAGCGAAGGCGGUCGAGGCAAGGCGCUGCCGGACGGCUCUUCGGUGGAUAUGGGUAUGGGCCUCGGUGAGGCGAUGGUCAAGAAGUUCAUGGCCCAACUGGUCGAGGGUAUUCGGUACUGCCACAGCCACCGUAUCCUGCAUCGGGACUUGAAGCCUCAGAACCUUCUCAUUGACCGCGAGGGCAACCUGAAGCUGGCAGAUUUCGGUUUGGCCAGAGCGUUCGGUGUUCCCCUGAGAACCUACACUCAUGAAGUCGUCACGCUGUGGUACCGUUCUCCUGAGAUUCUUCUGGGCGGACGUCAGUACUCUACGGGCGUCGACAUGUGGUCUGUCGGAGCCAUCUUUGCGGAAAUGUGUACUCGCAAGCCACUGUUUCCCGGCGAUUCCGAAAUCGAUGAGAUCUUCAAGAUCUUCAGGACCCUUGGUACCCCCGAAGAGUCCAACUGGCCUGGUGUGACGUCCUUCCCCGAUUACAAGCCGACCUUCCCCAAGUGGAAGCGCGAAGAAAGCCGAAGCCUCGUCCCUGGCCUUGAAGUCGCCGGGUUAGACCUGUUGGAGGCUUUGCUCGAAUACGACCCAGCACGCCGACUGUCUGCUAAGCAAGCAUGCAUGCACCCAUACUUCCAGCACGGCAGUUCGUACUACUCUGGCCGGACCCGGAGGAAUGGAUACCACUAAAGCGACCCCCUGGGGCGUCCGGUGCUCUGUGAUGUACGCUCUCUCCGACGAGAGGGCCCCUGGCGAGACUUUUCUCUGCUGAAAGAAAACUCGCAUUGAACUUCUGCAGGGUAUCGAACAUUCUGAAACGCCCAGGCUGUGUGGCUUCUUUGUUUAUUUCCUUUGUUCAUGGCGUUAUCUUUGGAGUGACUGGACAGGAAGGAGGCUUAGGUUACUGGAUAUUACAAGGAUGUGUUUCGAACCAACAAGAAGCGUACAUAUACUUGUUCACAUGGCUAUUCUCAACGAUUCGAGCAUUCGCCUCGUUAGAGAAUAAUGUAGUCCUACUGUCUCGACGAAAAGGGGGGCCCAUAGAUCUCUCUUUGACUGUCGAAUGUAAACUCGACAGUGAGAUACCCUCAUUCGAGCUCAGUACCUGUAGAAAGGUGGGCAAAAAUGGUGUGGUUGCUGAGUGUUCCAUCCUCGGUGGUGCCG